GGUUUCUGGGGGAAAAUCGCCACUUUUAUCAGUCGACGGUUCGCUCGUCUCGUACUAGGUUCUGAAAUAGAAACUAACUUCAAGUUGUCACGUAGUGAUCUGUGAAUGUGCUAUUUUGGUGAACCUUUGAAUCGACGUUUGAAGGAUGGAUAAAGAUUUUCGUUAUUAUUUCCAGCAUCCGUGGUCCCGUUUGAUAGUGGCCUAUCUCGUGAUCUUCUUUAACUUUUUAAUAUUUGCGGAGGAUCCCGUCUCUCACAGUCAAACAGAGGCCAACGUCAUUGUUGUUGGGAACUGUUUUUCUUUUGUAACAAAUAAAUACCCUAGAGAAGGAGGCUGGAGACUCUUGAAGGUGCUUCUAUGGCUACUCGCCAUUCUCAUAGGACUAAUAGCUGGAAAAUUCCUCUUUCAUCAGCGUCUGUUUGGUCAAGUGCUCCGACUCAAAAUGUUCCGUGAGGAUCAUGGGUCUUGGAUGACAAUGUUUUUCAGCACGAUCCUCUUCCUCUUCAUCUUUUCACACAUCUACAAUAUGAUUCUCCUUAUGGAAGGGAACAUGGGGAGCUGCUCUGAAGCAAGACACUCCUGCAGAGCCUACAUCAUUACGGACUACAUGGGCAUCCGCAACGAGAGUUUCAUGAAGGUAGCUGCGGUCGGGACUUGGAUGGGUGACUUUUUCACAGCUUGGAUGGUCACAGACAUGAUGCUUCAGGACAAACCUUAUCCUGACUGGGGAAAAUCUGCUCGAGCUUUCUGGAAAAAAGGAAAUAUUAGGAUCAUUUUAUUCUGGACAGUUCUCUUCACCCUGACAUCAGUAGUUGUCCUUGUCAUCACCACUGACUGGAUCAGCUGGGACAAAUUGAAUCGUGGAUUUCUGCCAAGUGAUGAAGUCUCCCGAGCCUUCUUGGCUUCUUUCAUCUUAGUCUUUGACCUUCUUAUUGUGAUGCAGGAUUGGGAAUUCCCGCACUUCAUGGGUGAUGUUGAUGUCAAUCUUCCUGGAUUACACACUCCUCAUAUGCAGUUCAAGCUGCCUUUCUUCCAAAAGAUCUUCAAGGAGGAAUAUCACAUACACAUAACAGGGAAAUGGUUUAACUAUGGAGUUAUUUUUCUCGUCUUGAUUUUGGAUCUGAAUAUGUGGAAGAACCAGAUAUUUUACAAACCUCAUGAAUACGGGCAAUAUAUAGGUCCUGGGCAGAAGAUAUAUACAGUGGAGGAUUCGGAAAGCUUGAAAGAUUUGAACCGGACAAAGUUAUCUUGGGAGUGGCGCUCCAAUAACACGAAUCCUCAGACUAACAGAACAUACGCAGAGGGCGACAUGUUCCUACACAGCAGAUUCACUGGCACCAGCCUCGAUGUCAAAUGCCUGGCCUUCAUCCCGAGCUUGAUCGCUUUCGUCUGGUUUGGAUUUUUCAUCUGGUUCUUUGGGCGAUUUUUGAAAAGUGAGCGAGGCAUGGAGAAUCAGGAUAAAUCCUACACGCGCAUGAAAAGAAAGUCCCCUUCGGAGCACAGCAGGGUCAUGGAAAUCACCCGGGAAAACACGCAGGCUUCCGUAGAAGAUCCGUUGACUGACCCACCCCUGGUCUGCAUCAAGUCUGAUUUUAAUGAAAUCGUCUACAAGUCUUCUCGCUUGACGUCGGAAAACUUGAGCUCACACUUGAGUGAGCCAAGCAACACAACCGAAGCUGACCCCGAGCCUUCUGCCCCCAAGUCUACACCUGAAAACUAGGACCAGGUGCCCCCGGGAAGCCCAGAGAUGUGAAUGAGAGUUGAACCUGGAAGAUUCAGUCUUUCCUCUUAGGUUUGCAUAGAGUUAGGUCAAGAAAAACAACCUCUACCCCGAAGGUGCUCAACACGCUUUUUCUAGGACUCAUUAUUUUCUAUCCGUAUUCGAAUCCAUGUGCCUAUUGUAUAUCUCACAGUCCUCUAAAGAUUGCUUCUCACAAUUGCACAGGCUUCUGAUUGAUAUAGUGACUUUACAGCAUAGAAUUUUAGGUGACUACUUGCAGGUAUACAGUGUUUUACCAUAGUGGUGCCUUGAGACAUUAAACUGUUUCUAACUGAACCUGAAAUGAAGUAUAGAACAGUUCUCUAACCUAUUUUGCAGGGUUUUUUUUGUAUAAAUUAUUUUGAUGAACAUUUGAUGUCUUAAUAGGAGAUAGAUAUAAAGCAUACCGGAUGAUGGAUUUUGACAGUAAGAUGUCACUCCUAAAGGACGAGUCUGUUAUCUAUCCAGCAUCAGAGUCAGCAUGUAUGACCGUAGGGCCACAGCCUGUUGAUUAACUUUUCGUUGCCGCUGGCGGUCUGCCCAACCCAAAUUCAGAGGCAUAUACCAGUAACAAUAGAACGGUGAUACGACGCGGGUCACUAUUUACGAAAGCGUGACUCCUUUGGUGACUGCAAUUAGGUGAUAAUGUCUAAUUAUAUUUUCUGUAAUCAAAAUUAAUUGCUACUUGUUGAAAGCCCUCAUCUUUCACCGUUAGGAACAAAGGUCAAAAUGCAGAGUUGGGUAAAUAGUCAGAAUUAUCACCAUAACACAAAGCUCAACAACACCAAAGAAAGAAUGGUUCGAUUUGUGACGGGUUCAAAAUCCCCGGCCUGCAGUAUUUGUACAGCUUUGUAUGAAUAUUUCUUACGAUGUUUCAAACUGGAAAAUGUACACCACUGAAAUAGUGAAUUCCUCCCAAAAAUGAAUCGGUAGAAGCUAUGAGGUGGAGAGAGCGGGAAACGCAUGAAAGAGAAUGUGUAGUGACUUUGUCCUGUGUCUCUUUUUCAAGGAUGAAAUAUAUAGCACAUUAAUAAAUAAUAAUACCCAUCAAA
This is a messenger RNA of Tachyglossus aculeatus (Australian echidna), 2811 nucleotides long. RefSeq names its product transmembrane protein 117 (gene TMEM117). Gene Ontology annotation, biological process: intrinsic apoptotic signaling pathway in response to endoplasmic reticulum stress. The transcript is spliced from 9 exons. NCBI's taxonomy places the organism in Eukaryota, Metazoa, Chordata, Mammalia, Monotremata, Tachyglossidae. The record is from RefSeq and is a predicted model, not a curated record. Bases 146 to 1720 code for a protein of 524 amino acids.